Messenger RNA from Lindgomyces ingoldianus, 1617 nucleotides. Its product is annotated as benzoate 4-monooxygenase cytochrome P450. The record is from RefSeq and is a predicted model, not a curated record. The transcript is spliced from 4 exons. Bases 1 to 1617 code for a protein of 538 amino acids. Lineage: Eukaryota; Fungi; Ascomycota; Dothideomycetes; Pleosporales; Lindgomycetaceae. Gene Ontology annotation, molecular function: heme binding; oxidoreductase activity, acting on paired donors, with incorporation or reduction of molecular oxygen; monooxygenase activity.
AUGAUAUCAAUCGCCAACACUUCUUUUCCCGAGGUAUUGAUCCUCUUUAUUGGUUCAUUCUUGGUAUAUUACGUGGCAAGUGCGAUUUAUUGUAUAGUUUUCCAUCCUCUCUCUAAAUAUCCGGGCCCUUUUCUCGCGAAAUUCUCUGGACUGCCAUCUUUUUAUCAUACUUACAGAGGUAAUCGACACGUGUGGCUUUGGCAGUGUCAUGAAAUCUAUGGCGACGUUAUUCGUUCCUCCUAUGAUACGCUAAUCUUUUCCGAUCCCGAUACGUAUCGAGACAUAUAUGGUUCCCAUGCCAACGUUCAAAAAUCAUGGCAAUUUGGAAUUUGGCCCAAGGAUGCUACAGCAGUGAGUACAUUUGCGUGUACGGAUAAGAAUGCGCAUAAGCGCCGACGCCGCAAUCUCGAGUACGCCUUCUCAGACCGCGCCGUGCGAUCCGCUGAACCAUUUGUCAUUCAACACUCAGAUCGAUGGGGUCUGCUUCUGGUGGACGGUGCUGAGGACGGAUGGAGUGAGCCCAGAAACAUGACGGAGUGGGCGGACAGUUUUGUGUUCGAUAUUCUCUGUGACCUUUGCUUUGGAUGGACCUACGAAACAAAAAAACCUGGGCCGAAUAAACUCAGAACAGUUCCUCAGGAUGUCGCACAGUAUAUGAAGUUCACCUAUACCAUCUUCUACUCUCCAUUGAUACAUAUCUGGCUAUUCAUGAAGCCCAGAGGCAUCGACAAGCUCUCCGCCCAAUUAGCACCCCCCUCCGUGCAAUUCUUUAUGGAUUUUGUUGCCCAAAAUCUGAGCGAGAGACUAGAGCAGGUAAAAAUCAAUGAGAAGAGUGGCAGCCAGCCAGAUCGAGAGGACAUGCUUUACUAUCUCAUCAACGCCAAGGAUGGCGAGACUGGAAAACCAGCCUACGAUCCAGUCGACCUUUGCGAAGAAGCCAAUAUGCUUAUUGCCGCCGGAGCUGAUACGACCUCUGCAGUGAUUGCGGCAUUAUUUUUCUACCUUGUACACGAUACAACUGUCCUCGGAAAGCUCACUGAAGAAAUCCGUACAACAUUUACCUCCCUCGAUGAGGUCAAGUCUGGAAAGCUGCUGGCAUCUUGUUCAUACUUGCAAGGUUCAAUCGACGAGGCUCUGCGCAUGAAUCCCCACGGCGGGUCCGAGUCGCGGCGUCAAGUUCUUCCUGGCGGUAUUCGUAUCAAGGAAGACGUCAUCCCUCCUGGCGUAAUCAUCGGGGGCGAUGUCUACACUAUUCACCACAACCCGGAAAUCUUUCCCGACCCCUUCCGAUUCCGGCCGGAGCGCUGGAUUGUAGGCAAUGGCGUAACUGCCGAAAGUGUCAAGGCAUGCGAAGGGGCGGUUUUCGCUUUCUCAUAUGGCAACCGUGGAUGCCCCGGGAAAAGCUUAGCGGGUAUGGAGCUCGCAGUUACCAUGGCACGGCUUAUCUUUCAAUAUGAUUUCCGUGGUGUCCCAGGAGGGACUGAAGGGCAAGGGAGAUCAGAUAUGAUGUGGGGAAGGAGACAAAGGACGCAGUUCCAAGUAUGGGAUUUUAUGGUAGCCCAUAGAAACGGCCCGAUGGUGCAGUGUAGGAAACGGGCUGGCGUGUUAGCUCCUUGA